GGGAGGGAGGAUGCUGCCGCUGCUGCCAGCGGAAAAUGGCCGCUGCAACCUCGAGCCCAUCCUGAUAUACUGAAAUGAUAGAAAGGUGGACAGAGAAAAGAUACGAGCACGACUGAGAGGGAGUGAGUGUGUGUGUGUGUGUGUGUGUGUGUGUGCGCGCGCGCGCGCGCGUGCGUGUGUGUGUUUGAGUGAGUGAGCGCGCGCGCGCGAGAGAGUGUAUUUGUGUGUGUGUGUAUGUGUGUGUGUGUGUGCGUGUGUGUGUGUGUGUGUGUGUGUUUUUGAGUGAGUGAGCGCGCGCGCGUGUGUUCUGGUGAGAAGGGAAAUAAAAAAGCCAGGAGACCGGGGGCAGUCAGCUCGAAGCGGCGAGCAACACUGAGCCAUGGAGGGCGAUGUGCGUGUCCGAGCAGUGGUGAUGACACGUGACGACUCUAGUGGUGGCUGGGUGCCCCUUGGAGGUGGUGGCCUCAGCCAUGUUAUCAUCUGUAAGGGGCGGAGCUCCGAAGGCAGAGGACGGAGGGAGUACGUCAUACGUGGAGAGCGACUGCGCGAUCGAGCACCCGUGCUUGAAUGCGCCGUUCAGAAGGGUUUGGUCUACAAUAAGGUGAACCCCAUCUUUCACCACUGGCGUGUGGAGGAGAGGAAGUUUGGCCUGACCUUCCAGAGUCCAGCUGAUGCCAUAUCGUUUGAGAAGGGCCUUCAAUGUGUCCUUGACAAGUUGGACAGAGCAUCUGACUCACCUUCUUCCUCCACACCAGAGGAGGGAGACACUGAAGAUGAUGGUCAAGCAUCUCACACAGGCAGUGAGUCGUCCUCCAACAGCAGAAAGGAGAUGUUACCCAAGCCCAUCACCAUAGUGACCAGCGAGUCCUCCUCCACCUGCUUUGUGCGUUCUGCAGCAGAGGAGUUUGGAUAUGGGGCAGGGCAUGCCGUCACUACUCAGACCCCUGCCCAGAUCCAUACGCGGCCUACCCAGCAUCAGCUCUCUCAAGUGACGGCUGUGUUGAACCCUCCAGCCCCUCCUCCCCCUCCACCUGCUCCCCCAACCCCUCCACUGGUGCCUCCUGCCUCCUCUCCCCUGUCCCCUCUCUCGCCUACUAUAUCCUUGCUGGAGGAAGGUGACCUGCGCAAUCUUGACCCUUGCAAGGACUUAUGGGGCUCCCGGGGUUAUGAGGACUACCGGCGUGCUGGAGCCACGCGGACCAAGGUUGGGGGUCUGACAGGGGGUGUAGUUGUGGGAGGCGGUCCUGACAAAUCGGAGCUGUGCGUGGUGCGCUUUGAAAAGGAGCUGGCAGGUGUGGGCAUCACAGGCUGCGAGGUCACCGUCAUGCUGGACACCAAAGGUUCUCAGCAUCACUCCUCUUCGCCCACCUGUAUGCCUAACGCUGUGCCUGGCUCGUCUUCUGCUGGCGGCUCACCACAGGAGACGGGCAAAGGCUCACCUUCACCAUGCUGCAUCCAUACCUCGCUUGCCACACCUCGCUCUCGGACUCGGAAGAGAGGGGGUGGCGGAGGGGCCAGUGGGGGUGGAGACGCCAUCUCACCCGAUGAUGACAGCCCAUGCCCACAGGGCUCGUCUUCAUGCUCAUCUCGCUGCGUGUACUGCCGCUCGGUCUUCAGCGCCUCUGAAAAUGGGCGCGGCCGCUGCCGGGACGCUCCAGACCCAGCCCUGCACUGCCUACGCCAGUGGACGUGUGUUUGGUGCGCUGAGAGCCUGCUCUACCACUGCAUGUCGGACUCAGAGGGCGAGUUCUGGGAGCCAUGCUCAUGUGAGGACUCACUGGGCCACCGGCCACACCCGCUCUGCUGUGCCCGCUGGAUGGCACUACUGGCGCUUUCACUUUUUGUGCCCUGCAUGUGCUGCUACCUGCCCCUGCGCGCAUGCCUGCGCUGCGGGGAAAGAUGCGGCUGCUGUGGUGGAAAGCACAAGGCUGUGCGGUGAGACCUGGCUGGGGGAGGGAGGGAGACUGGGUCAAGGUCGGAGUGGGUGGC
Molecule: messenger RNA, 1989 nt
Organism: Pygocentrus nattereri (red-bellied piranha)
Lineage: Eukaryota; Metazoa; Chordata; Actinopteri; Characiformes; Serrasalmidae
Gene: spred3
Product: sprouty related EVH1 domain containing 3
Exons: 6
Coding region: 380-1939 (519 amino acids)
Biological process (GO): multicellular organism development; negative regulation of MAPK cascade
Cellular component (GO): membrane
Molecular function (GO): protein kinase binding
Source: RefSeq, a predicted model, not a curated record